GUCAGUCUGCAAGUAAUGCCGGAGAUCAUAUAAAAUGAACGAUUCACCACCACUCGUCACUCAUUCGUCAGUUUGAACUCAACACGGAUAACCGAGCAAUAUGCUUAAAUACGUGACAAUUGUGUGUGUGUUGGCCGCGCUGUGCUCUGCGGCGCCACAGCAGGACGUGCAAAUCCUGCGGUUCGACAACGACGUUAAUGUGGACGGAUACAGUUUUGCAUACGAAACCAGCGAUGGUACAUCAAGACAGGAAGAAGGUAAACUUGACAAUCCUCAAUCUGAAAACGCCGCCCUUACUGUUACCGGUCAAUAUGCUUUCGUUGCACCCGACGGCAAGCACUACACUGUCACAUUCACCGCAGGACCCAACGGCUACCAACCCAAGACAUCACUAGGACAAAAGAAAUAGAAACUUCGGCACUAAAAUCCAAUUGUAUAUAUCAAUUUAAUUAUCAAUCAAAAAGUUAAUGCUAAAUUUUCGAUUGCAGUAACACUUGUGACACAUAUAGUCAUCUCUCAUAUUCUCUUUGAAAAAACGGAGAUAGCAGUAUGUGUCAAUACAAAUGUAACAGCAGUCGAACCCCCACAGAUGAAAUAACUCAAAGAAAGCUCUCGAUCUCAGUUAUUUCUUAAUAACAUUGAGCACAUUAUCGGAGUUCUAACAUCUAAAUUGUGCCAUAAGACACGUUUUUAUACUUUUAUAUCUAUGCCUUAUAAAUAAAAAA
Molecule: messenger RNA, 725 nt
Organism: Papilio xuthus (Asian swallowtail)
Lineage: Eukaryota; Metazoa; Arthropoda; Insecta; Lepidoptera; Papilionidae
Gene: CPR23
Product: cuticular protein RR-1 motif 23
Exons: 3
Coding region: 101-409 (102 amino acids)
Cellular component (GO): chitin-based extracellular matrix
Molecular function (GO): structural constituent of chitin-based larval cuticle
Source: RefSeq, a predicted model, not a curated record